Molecule: messenger RNA, 2492 nt
Organism: Scleropages formosus (Asian bonytongue)
Lineage: Eukaryota; Metazoa; Chordata; Actinopteri; Osteoglossiformes; Osteoglossidae
Product: RNA polymerase II-associated protein 3-like
Exons: 16
Coding region: 212-2188 (658 amino acids)
Cellular component (GO): protein folding chaperone complex
Molecular function (GO): protein binding
Source: RefSeq, a predicted model, not a curated record
UCCGCAACGACCACUGGUCGUUAAAAACGAGUGCUGUGCGCUGGAAAGAGAGUUGUACUGUUACAGCAGUUUUAAACGUAAUUCAUAGAUUUUUUUUUUUUGUACCAGUUUUGUAUUUGUUCAUUACGUUUUAGCCAGUUGGUAAAACAGCCCGGCGUUGAGUAGCGUGGUGAAGCCUGUUCUCUCAGUGACAGUCGGUCGAGUGACGCCGAUGUCUGUCAGUAAAGCCGCCGAGCUGCAGCUGCAGAUGCGCCAGAACGCGGAGGAGUUGCACGACUUCAUGCGGGAGCUGGAGAGCUGGGAGGACGACAUGCGGAGGAGGGACGAGCAACUGCGGGCGGCGGGCGAUGGACAGAAUGUGUCGCAAAAUUUGCCACCGGUUAGAAACAAGGAGUACAGAAAAAAGAAGGUGAAAAGCAACGUUACCACUGCUGCAAAGAGCAAACCGAAGAAAGAGUCACGAAUAAAAUCGUAUGAUUACCAGUCAUGGGAAAAAUUUGAUGUGGAUAAGGCUUUAGAAAUGAUGGACAAAGAGUGUAGCCCACCAGAUUCCAAUGACUCAGACUCUGAAGACUCUGGCAUCCCUGUUGACAGAGACCGAGCCCUAGCUGAAAAGGAGAAAGGCAACCAUCUUUUCAAAGAGGGAAAAUACGAUGAUGCCAUUGAAUGUUACACGACAGGAAUGAACGCUGACCCUUACAAUCCAGUUCUGCCAACAAACCGAGCCACGUGUUUCUUCAAACUCAAAAAGUAUGCCGUAGCGGAAUCUGAUUGUAAUCUGGCUAUCGCUUUGGACAGAAAUUACACCAAAGCUUACGCCAGAAGAGGAGCAGCCCGUUUUGCCCUUAAAAAGUUUGAGAGUGCUCUUGAAGAUUAUGAAAUGGUUCUUAAAUUGGAUCCUGACAACUGUGAAGCACAAAAUGAAGUGAAGAACAUAAACAUGGCCAUGCCUGCACAGACACUGAACACAAACACAGAAGACAUGGCUAAAAAAGAGCCACGGCUUUUGAACGAUCAUGAGCAGCAACAGCUAGAAGAACAGCAGAGAAGGCAACAGGCUGCUGUGCAGAAAGAUCUGGGAAAUGCUUACUUCAAGGAGGGAAAGUACGAGGCUGCAAUAGAGUGCUACACUAAGGGGAUGGAGGCGGACCGAAGCAAUGUGCUAUUACCUGCUAACAGGGCCAUGGCCUACUUAAAGCUCGAGAGGUACAAGGAGGCAGAGGAGGACUGCAGCAAGGCCAUAGCUCUUGACAGCAGCUACUCCAAGGCCUUUGCCAGAAGAGGGACAGCCAGAAUAUCGCUGGGAAAACUCAGGGAAGCGAAAGAAGAUUUUGAGCAGGUUUUGAAGCUAGAUCCGGGGAACAAGCAGGCGAUGAAUGAGCUGAAGAAAAUCACAUCUUCAGGCAGCAUGGGCUUGGUUGAUAGUGGGGUGACAUUAAAGGUGGAUUCUCAGAGCCAAAGAAGAACAGUGCAGCCGAUUGAUAAGCCUCUACACUUGAGAUCCACUAGGCCAAUGAGGAGAAUGGACAUUGAGGAAGUUGGAGGCCAGCUUUGUACCUCCGAAAAGUCAGAAAUGGUGAAGUCUUCUACAUUCAGUGGAGUAGAUUCUUCCACUGUGGACAUGGGAGGCACCAAGAACUGGAUCCCAUCUUCAGCAUGUUCUCCUUCUGCUAAGAUUCCAAAAAUAGAGGAGAUCGCUGACAAUCCCGCACAGGUUUCAGAAGAAGGCCAUGAAGGGGACCAUGUGAAAAUGGAACUGUUGAGGCAGAAGGAGAACACUGGUGAUGAUCAGAAAGCAUCCUCAUUACUACAAAUGGUGUCUGUUCCUCCUCUUCCAUCAAACAGCUUUCAGCUUGAAGCAGAUUUAAGGAAACUAAAGAACCACCCAGAUACUAUGUACAAGUACCUAAAGCAAAUGGAACCAAACUUGUACCUAAAGAUUUUCCAGAAUUCACUGGAACCUGAGAUUCUCAACCAACUUCUAAGAAUAUUUCAGAGUUUCUACAUCAAGUAUGAGGAUCCAUCUGUCUUAUUAGACAUACUGAAGAACCUUUCACAUGUAAGGCGGUUUGACAUGGCCAUCAUGUUCAUGUCUGAGGCUGAGAAGAAAGUUGUACAGGAAAUAUUUGAAUAUCUUCAUCAAGCUGGUUUCCAAGAUGCUGCUUUGAAGAAAACAUAUGGAAUCUGAUCUGUUUCCUGACCAUUGAAGAUGGUGGCAUUCACUGAAUAAGCCUUCCAGUCAAGAGCAAACCUUUUGAAGUUAAAUACUGCAUGCUACUGGAGAUAUAUUGUCAUACUCCAAUUUUUAUAACAGAAUGAGGCAUUUAGUUUUAAAGCCAAAAACUGACAAACUACACAAAACCAUCUUUUUAAUUCCCCCAGGAGCAUGUUUUCACUGACAUUAGUACAUAUCUGAGAUUCUAUUGUCUCCUCCCUGUGUAUUGUACAGACCCAGAGUUGAUAUUACAUUAAAAUGAGUUAGGUAAUUGGAA